AUGCAUAUUAUCAAGCCGGUUUGGCUGACCCAUGGAGGCGAGAGAAAAGACUUCGAAGUCUACAGCUGCGAUGUAUCCCCCGAUGGAAGCCGCCUAGUCACCGCAGCCGGAGACGGAUACGUGCGGAUUUGGUCGACGGAAGCGAUUUGCGACACGGACGACUCGGCGGGCAAACCGAAGCAGCUGGCGUCCAUGAGUAACCAUUCAGGGACGAUCCAUACGGUUCGCUUUUCGCCGAACGGCAAGUACCUUGCGUCUGGGGCGGACGAUAAGAUUGUUUGUAUUUAUUCACUGGAUGCGAACCCGCCGUCGCAUGCUUCGACCUUUGGGACAAAUGAGGCUCCUCCCGUGGAAAAUUGGCGCACGAUUCGGAGAUUGAUCGGUCACGAUAACGAUGUGCAGGACUUGGGCUGGUCGUAUGAUUCGUCGAUACUGGUGUCUGUUGGGUUGGAUUCGAAAGUGGUCGUGUGGUCGGGACACACGUUUGAGAAGCUUAAGACGCUGUCUGUCCAUCAAAGUCACGUCAAGGGGAUCACGUUCGACCCGGCAAACAAGUACUUCGCUACGGCCAGUGACGACCGAACUGUUCGGAUCUUCCGUUUCACCUCCCCGGCUCCGAAUUCGACCGCCCACGACCAGAUGAACAACUUCGUCCUGGAACACACCAUCACUGCUCCCUUCCAGAACUCGCCCUUGACGGCAUACUUCCGACGGUGCUCAUGGUCCCCGGAUGGAAUGCAUAUCGCCGCGGCUAAUGCCGUGAAUGGGCCUGUUAGCUCCGUCGCCAUCAUUAACCGUGGAUCGUGGGACGGAGAUAUCAACCUGAUCGGGCAUGAAGCGCCGGUUGAAGUUUGCGCGUUCUCUCCUCGGCUCUAUUCUAUGCAACCGAGCAACAAACAGUCCGACCACCCGGCGCCUAGCGUGACCGUUAUUGCGUGCGCCGGGGGUGAUAAGUCGCUGAGCAUAUGGAUCACCAGCAAUCCGCGGCCCAUUGUCGUUGCGCAAGAGCUGGCGGCCAAGUCCAUCUCGGAUCUUGCCUGGACUCCGGAUGGGAAGUGUCUUUAUGCGACGGCCUUGGACGGGACGAUCCUGGCUGUGCGUUUUGAAGAUGGGGAUCUGGGAUUCGCGAUGGCUAUGGAGGAGAAUGAAAAAUCCCUUACGAAGUUCGGUACCAACAGAAGGGGCGCUGGGAUCACAGAGACUACGGACGGACUGCUCCUCGAGGAGAAGAGCAAGGCUGGGGAGAGCAAGGCUGUCGAGGGUCGCAUGGGCGCCCUGAUGGGUGACGACCAUGCGGCUUCCGAUAGCGUGGUCAAUGGGAAAGCUGCGCCGGCGAACGGAACGACACCAGCGCGCGCCCCGUCUCCCGCUCCCGAUACCCAGAAGAGCCAAGCGAACGGAACAUCAGCAACCCCGCAAGCUCCAGAACCAGAGAAACCGGACCCCUACCAGGCCAAGCUGGAACGACUCAAACAACGCCCGACUUACACCAAGGAGGGCAAGAAACGCAUCGCCCCGCUACUGGUAUCCGGAGCUGGCGCUGCCGAGUCGUCUCUGCCGCAGGCGCGGCUGAUGGCGUCGGUCAGCAGCCAGGUGAAGGCCGAUACGCCGCAGUCGAUUGUCGACCUGUCCAAGCCGUUCGACGGGCUGCCGAAGGGCGGACUGGCGGCAUUGCUGUUCGGGAACAAGCGCAAACUGGCACAGAUCGAGGGAGACGAGGAUGGACACGUUGAGAAACGCGUGGCCGUCGCCAGCCAGAAUGGAGCCACCCCGAUUCUGGCCAACACGCCCGACGGGUUGCUCCCGGCUCAGCCGCAACCUGCGGCGACGGGACAGCAACCGACCCCAGAGUUCAUCCGGCCGGCGGUGACGAACCCGUGCAUGUCGAUCAGCCAGCUGCGGCUGGCCGUCCCCAAGGUUCGCAGCCAGAUCCUGCGCGCCAUCGACUCAUCGGGCCAGCCGACGGAGCCGCCCAGUGCAUCGGGGGAGUCGAGCAAGUCGCGCGCGGAAGUGGUGUUCGAAGUGCGCAACCCGUCCCUGGCGAGCCUGACGGGGCGCGCCGUCGACCGAGAGCCGGUGCGGCUCACCCUGUCCCGGGGCGAGCAGCCGCUGUGGCAGGAUUACCUGCCGCGGACGGCUCUGCUGGCGACAGGCAAUCAGAGUAUGUGGGCUGUAGGCUGCGAAGACGGGUCAGUCUACAUCUGGACGCCGGCGGGGCGCCGUCUGGUAAGCGCGCUGGUACUCGAAGCGCAGCCAGUGAUCCUGGAGUGCCACGGGCCGUGGAUCCUGUGCAUCUCAGCCGUGGGCAUGUGCUACGUGUGGAACGUGAAGAACCUGUCGUCGCCGCACCCGCCCAUCUCGCUGCAGCCGGUGCUGGACGCAGCGGUACACAGCCUAGGAGCGCACCCGUCUUCCGCGCCGUCGGUGACGAACGCUCGGGUCAACUCGGAGGGCCGCGUGGUCGUGGCGCUGUCCAACGGCGAGGGCUACGUCUACUCGCCGUCACUAUUCACCUGGCAGCGCGUGUCCGAGGCGUGGUGGGCCGUGGGCAGCCAGUACUGGAACACGACAGAAGCCCCCGUAGGCAACCUACAGGCGCGGCGUGGCCCACAGCCACGCGAGCCAGCGACGGCCGCAGCGGCCGUAUCAGCGGGGAUCGUCCCAUUCCUGGAACGGAACACCACCAACGAGACGCUGCUGCGCGGCCGGGCUUACUUCCUGCAGCGACUGAUCAAGGUGCUGCUGUCGCGGGAGGGAUACGAAGGGUUCGAGUCGAGCGUGUCGAUCGCGCACCUGGAGAACCGCGUGGCGGCGGCGUUGUCGCUGGGCGCGAAGGAGGAGUUCCGUCUUUACUUAUCGAUGUACGCUAAGCGGAUUGGAGCGGAGGGGCUGAAGGGGAAGGUGGAGGAGUUGCUGAAGGGGUUGAUUGGGGGGUUGUUCGAGGAGGAGGGGGAGGAUGAACAGGCCGAGGACGAAGGCGACGGCGCCGGCGAUGACAGCGAGGACGAUGCGGGGACGGUGGCUCGUCGGAUGGGCUCGCGGGCAGAUGAUCGGAACUGGCGCGAGAGUUCGGAGACUCUUUGUGGCUGGCCACGGGAGGUGUUGUUGAAGGAGGUGAUCUUAGCGUUGGGGAAACACCGCGAUCUGCAACGGGUGACGGUGCCGUAUGCGAAACUGCUGGGAAUGGUGGAUAAUGAGGAUGCGAUGGAGACGUGA
Molecule: messenger RNA, 3216 nt
Organism: Aspergillus candidus
Lineage: Eukaryota; Fungi; Ascomycota; Eurotiomycetes; Eurotiales; Aspergillaceae
Gene: hir1
Product: putative histone transcription regulator Hir1
Exons: 5
Coding region: 1-3216 (1071 amino acids)
Biological process (GO): chromatin remodeling; regulation of DNA-templated transcription; DNA-templated transcription
Cellular component (GO): HIR complex; nucleus
Molecular function (GO): protein binding; nucleosome binding
Source: RefSeq, a predicted model, not a curated record